ACUUUAAGACUUAGUAAUCGAGGAGGCAGGAACCCGUAGGCAAGCAGGAGCUGGGUGGGGACCAUGGCCGGGAUCACCACCAUCGAGGCGGUGAAGCGCAAGAUCCAGGUUCUGCAGCAGCAGGCCGAUGAUGCAGAGGAGAGGGCCGAGCGCCUCCAGCGGGAAGUGGAGGGAGAAAGACGGGCCCGAGAACAGGCUGAGGCUGAGGUGGCCUCCUUGAACCGUAGGAUCCAGCUGGUUGAAGAGGAGCUGGACUGAGCUCAGGAGCGCCUGGCCACUGCCCUGCAAAAGCUGGAGGAAGCUGAGAAAGCUGCUGAUGAGAGUGAGAGAGGUAUGAAGGUUAUUGAAAACCGAGCCUUAAAAGAUGAAGAAAAAAUGGAACUCCAGGAAAUCCAACUCAAAGAAGCUAAGCACAUUGCAGAAGAGGCAGACAGGAAGUAUGAAGAGGUGGCUCGUAAGUUGGUGAUUAUUGAGGGAGACUUGGAGCGCACAGAAGAGCGAGCUGAGCUGGCAGAGUUCUGUUGCCGAGAGAUGGAUGAGCAAAUCAGACUGAUGGACCAGAACCUGAAGUGUCUGAGUGCUGCUGAAGAAAAGUACUCUCAAAAAGAAGACAAAUAUGAGGAAGAGAUAAAGAUUCUUACCGAUAAACUCAAGGAGGCAGAGACCCGUGCUGAGUUUGCUGAGAGAUCGGUAGCCAAGCUGGAAAAGACAAUUGAUGAUUUGGAAGAUAAACUGAAAUGCACCAAAGAGGAACACCUCUGUACACAAAGGAUGCUGGACCAGACUCUGCUUGACCUGAAUGAGAUGUAGAGCACCCCAGCCCCGCCCUGCCGCUGCUCCUCCCUCUCACCUCGACUCCGCUGGGGCCAGCCUGCCCAAAGCUGACCUUUAAACUGAGGGCUGAUCUUUAACUGGAGGGCUGCUUUCUCCUUUCGCCACCUCUCCCACCCCCCUACUCCUGUGUCCUUUUCGCCAAACUGUCUCUGCCUCUCCCCAGAGAUUCCAGUUGGGCUAGAGGCUGAGCACCUUUGGGAACAAUGUUUAAGGGAAUGUGAGCACAAUGCAAAGUGUCUUUAAAAGCAUGUUGUGAUGUACACAUUUUGUAAUUACCUUUUUUGUUGUUGAUGUAACAACCAUUUGUAAAAAAACAUUCCAGAUAAUUCCGUAGUUCUGAAGCAGCAGUCUAAUCCCUUUCUCACUUUUGGAAGGUAACAUUUCAGCUUAAUGCAUAUUGCCUUCUCCAGAGAGAAAGGGAAAAGGUUUGGGCCUGCCUUACUGAGAGCCUAGCAGCCCAGAGAAAGGCUCUAUUUGGGGAAACCUCAUUGCCCUGUAAAAAGUACCUGCCAAACCAGAAAGAUGAUUCCAGGAGGAGUUAGCAAAAAAAAAAAAAAAAAGUGCUGUUCAGGUUUUCAGCUUUAUAGUAUCUUUGGACAACCUUUUUUUUUUUUUUUCUUUUUUCAUCAGAAGUGACCAAACAAUUAAGAUGGUGAAACCUCUGAGAUGAAAUCCUUGUCCCAGCUCUACCCUGUUCCCAACUGCUCACAGAAUGGAUCAUGUGCCCCUUAUGUUGAAGUGACCACUUAUUUGCUCUCCUGCCUCCUUGAAAGAAAGGAAGGAAAAUUAUGUUUUGCCACUGAUUUAGCCAUAUGAAACUCAUCUCAUCACCUUUUUCUGGGUCUGAAGCUGCUGUCUCUAAAAGUGCCAUCUCAUUGUGCUUUGUAUCGGUUAGUGCUGGAGAAAUCUUGAAAAGCAUAUGUACAAAACUUU
This is a messenger RNA of Bubalus bubalis (water buffalo), 1767 nucleotides long. RefSeq names its product tropomyosin alpha-3 chain-like. NCBI's taxonomy places the organism in Eukaryota, Metazoa, Chordata, Mammalia, Artiodactyla, Bovidae. Gene Ontology annotation, cellular component: actin filament. Gene Ontology annotation, molecular function: actin filament binding. The coding region runs from base 334 to 810 and encodes 158 amino acids. Gene Ontology annotation, biological process: muscle contraction; actin filament organization. The record is from RefSeq and is a predicted model, not a curated record. The transcript has a single exon.